CUGAAUUGCGACAAAAUUUCAAAUUCGGCGAUCUGCCGCUGAAAAGAAUCCCAACAAACAAAUAGGGCUCGUAUCUUGCUCGCAAAGUCAAUCGAUCAUUCUCGUCUUUACGCUCGAUCACCGAAGUUCGAUCGCUGAAUCAGUCGACGAUAAUGGCGGCGGAUUCAAGCUCCUCCUCCAAAAGGAAGUUAUCUGAUCGCGAGGAGAAGACUGGUAAGAGCGGGGAGAAGAAGCCUAAGAAAGAAUCCGACAGUAGCUGCUUGUCGCCUGCGAAGCGCACAAAGAACCCAGGCGUUCGUGUGAUCGGAGGAAGGGUAUACGACUCCGAUAAAGGGAGGACUUGCCACCAGUGUCGCCAAAAAACCUUGGACUUUGUGGCUGCCUGCAAGAAUCAGAAGAAGAACAAGCCUUGCACUAUCAUGUUUUGCCACAAAUGCCUCUUUAAUAGGUAUGGAGAAAAAGCGGAAAAAAUGGCGGACCUGGAGGACUGGAUUUGUCCAAAGUGCAGAGGCAUCUGUAAUUGCAGUUUAUGCAUGAAGAAGCGAGGACACCGUCCCACUGGCAUUCUUGUGCAUACAGCCAGAGCAACUGGUUUUUCCUCUGUUUCUGAUAUGUUGAAUGUUAAAGGCCCUGAAAAUCUUGGUAUAGGCAGGACUGUGAAAGGCAUUGACAUUGGAACAGAGGCUGUUGCUUCAGAAAGGGAGGAACCUCCUAUUGCUCUUCCUAGAAAGCGGGGAAAGGAAAAUUCUUUCAGUGAGACAAAUGUUUCUGCUUCAAACUUUGCAGAGCAAAAACAAAAGAAAAUGAAGUAUGGCAGGUUAAAGGUGAUGCCAGAUAGAAAACAGGAUGAGUGGACUUUGUCAAACAGUCCCUUAAUGCCUCCAGUUUCUAAUCAUAGUUUGAGGGACAUGCAAGAUGGGACACAAGAUGAGUGGACUUUGUCAAAGAAAUGCUGUCCCAGCCCCCAAAAGUGUCAAAUUGCUAAGGAAGGAUUGAAGGCUAAAAAGGUAUCUAAUUGGGCAGAUGAGAGUAUGAUGAGGGAGACUAUUCAUAGAAAGCCUGAAAUUUCUAAUGGUGUAUCCAAAAAAGACGUCACAAAUGGUCAAACAGUUCUAGAUGUAGAAGAGGCAAAACUUGUGCCAGUGAUGUCUAAGGGAGUUUCAUCAAAGCUGAAGAAAUGUGAAAAAAGUAAAGAACAAAGGAAUAGCAAAUGCCAAAAAGAUUUGGAAGUGUUGGACACCAAGAAGCUUGACUAUGCUGGAGCACAACUCCUUAUACCUGUUGAAUCUUACAAAGGUCAAACGAAGGAUUUGGAGCUUCUAAACAAAGAUAUUGAUGCCAACAUCACGUUGCCUGAGGGGACUGAGUUGACAUCUGUAGCUGGUAUUGACCUGCCACCAGAAGAUGUUGGCCAUGCCUUGGAAUUCUUAGAAUUCUGUUCAGCUUUUGGCAAGAUUCUUGAUUUGAAGAAGGGAGAGCCUGAACACAUUCUUCAAGAAAUAUGUGGGGAACAUAGGCGCCGGCGGCAAUACUCUCCAGUUGCUAACUUUCAUGUCCAAUUGUUGGGUCUGAUACAAAAUGACUUGGGAGAGAACUCUCCAGUGACUCUCUCAAUAAAAGCCAAAAAUUCUUGGCUUCACGCUCUACAAAAUUGUGCCUCAAGAUCCAAGUGCUUGUUGAAGAAACUGAAGUUGGAGCACUUUGGUCAGAAAGCUGAUGAUUAUUAUAAUUUAAACUCCUCAGAGAAGAUUAGGCUCCUGAAUUUUCUUUGUGAUGAAGUUCUUUGCACCACAAAAAUAAGGAGUUGGAUAGAUGAUCAGAAUUUAAAAUUUGCGAAAAAGGCAAAGGAAGCAAAAGAACAAGUGCUUGCUGAAAGGCAUAAGGAGAAACAAUUGAAGCAGAAGAUGCAGGAUGAGAUGGCCAUAGCUCUCAUUGCGAAAAAUGGUCUUCCUCUCUCAAUUUCUGAGCAUGAUGCUAUUGUUUCACAAAUUAAAAUUGAAGCAGCUCAAGCUCAUGCUAAGAUGCUGGAAGCAAAAGGCAAGGUGCCUAAAGGGAAGCCAACGUCUGAUGCUGUUAGAACGGAACCUAUCCUAUUGGAUGUUAAUGGGCACAGAUAUUGGAGAUUAAAAGGAUACCCUAACAAAUCUAAUGUUGUGCUUCAAGAUGUGGGGAUCUGGGAUGCGGUUGAGUCAGGAGAAAAAUGGUUCACCUUUGAUGUUGAGCAGGAAAAAGAAAUAGAAAAGUACAUUUAUUCCUUAAGGAAGACAAAACCAAAACCGAGGUCUCAAACACUGAAGAGGCUUUCUUCUAUAAGUAGCCAAGCAGACCUGGGUUAGAUAAUCCACCACCUCUUAUAAAGCAACAUUAAGGGUUUGCUGCAGAUUGAAGAUAGAUAGAUUUGGGAAGUUUUUUUACCGGACGGCUAUGAAAUGAUUGGGACGAUCAGCUCCAUGGUUUUUCAUCUUCCACAGCUAUCUUCAAUUGUUGUAAGUUUUAAAUUAUAUUGUUUUGUCAUUCUGAACUUGCAGUUCAGAAUUAUGCUGAUUGUAUUGUGGACAAGCAAUUAGCAGACUUGCAUUGCUGGGCCAAAAAUUACAAAUUGUAGGAAACACUACUUAAAUCCCAACAUGCAAUUCUGGGACUUGGAACCUUGAGAAUGGUCCAAUGUGGUGCAGGGAACUUUCUUUCACUAGUGAUCCUCGUUUAAAUUUAAGAUGAAAAUUAUGUUUUUUAAAACCGAACUAGACUGAUCGGUCGGACUGGUUCAACCAUAAACCGAAAGGAUGGCUGCUUCGGUCCAGUACUAGAAGUAAAUGAUUUGAAAAUUGGCGUUUUUGGCCUUGGACCAGGCCGGUUCAACCGCCACUUCGUUCCCCCAAUCCCUCUGUUUUCUUCUGCAAUCUCCGUGGCUGCGAUGGUGAUUAGCAAUCUGGUGGCUUCUCGCGCGGGCCUUCUUCCUCACUGCGCUUCUUUGGCAGACAGCCAUGGAGGAUCAUUCAAUCGGUGGUUGAUAGGUCUGUAACGCCUCCUCGACAACCCACGACGCCAACAUCUUCUCUGUUUCUUUUCCUAUUCGGUGAGAUUCCUGGCACUACUGAUUGCCUCUUCCAUUGGUCGUCUUCACCUAGUUUUGUUCUUGCUGCAACCCACUGGAUCUGGGUUUUUGUAGUCUGCGUUGGUUCUAGGGAAAAUGAAGCUUCCUCUCGCAGCCAACUUGUUGGUUUUGGUGCAAAGGUUCUUGAGAAAGCUCAAUCGGAUUUGCAUUUACAGUUGGGUCCAUGAAAAUGUUAGAAAAUUUAUUAUUUAUGUUAUUUGGUAUAUAAUAUUUGCUAUAUAACGAUACAUACUUUU
Messenger RNA from Diospyros lotus (date-plum), 3351 nucleotides. RefSeq lists its product as uncharacterized. NCBI's taxonomy places the organism in Eukaryota, Viridiplantae, Streptophyta, Magnoliopsida, Ericales, Ebenaceae. Bases 153 to 2336 code for a protein of 727 amino acids. The transcript is spliced from 13 exons. Gene Ontology annotation, biological process: regulation of DNA-templated transcription. The record is from RefSeq and is a predicted model, not a curated record. Gene Ontology annotation, cellular component: nucleus.